AUGUCUGCAUUAAGAUUUAAAACUUGUCGUCUACUUUCAGGAAAUGUUCGGAAGAGAGAACUUACAAUAAUACAACGCCGCAUUCUCCGAAGAUUGAGGAAGAAGAAGGAAGAUAUGAAGAAUCUUAACAGUUACAUCCAAUCACAAACUACACGAAAGUUGCCCCUUUUUCAUGGGGAUUUACCCAUUACAGAGAUGCACAGAGGAAAAGAACGAACUUCAUAUAUCCCUUUUCUACUCAAUCCAGAAAGAAGAUUGGACGUUAUUCUGGUUCGUCUCCAUUUUUGUGAAACUAUUCCUCAAGCAAGGCAGCCGAUAAGUCAUCGAAGGGUUUGUGUGAAUAAUGGAAUGGUAAGCAUUACUCAUUUGAAAGUGUCCCACGGUGAUAGAAUAUCUUUUCAAGAAAAUGACGCAAGAAUCCGCGGUGAAGAAAUAAGGAGAUCUUUCUAUCUCAACGAAAAAAACAUAUACGUUUUCCAUGUCGACGGUCGCUGA
Linum tenue is the source of this 495-nucleotide messenger RNA. Lineage: Eukaryota; Viridiplantae; Streptophyta; Magnoliopsida; Malpighiales; Linaceae. The record is from the annotation of a GenBank genome assembly.